AUGCCGCCUGAAAUACCUGGUUUUUAUUUCGAUAGUGAAAGGGGGAGGUACUUCAAGGUUGCGAGUGCAAGAGAACGUCCAACUGAGACGUACUAUCACGAGCAGGAAAUCAAAAAACGAAAACACAAUGAAAGGAAGAAGGCCCAUGGUAAAGAUUUAAGUCAAAGACGCCGAGAAACAUAUGAUAAGUAUUUGUUUCAGCUAGCAGAUCCAUUUGAGAUGGCAUUCUGUGAUCGAAACCCAAUGGAAUUUCUUGCAGGGAUGACAAUCGAAGAAAAUUUACUCAAAAAUACGGAUAUGUAUAACAGUAACGUAGACAGCUCAUUUGGAUUGCAACCAGAAAACCACGAAAUAACUAAAAGCCUUAUUUGUGGAGAUUGUUCAUCGGACAGCGCUUCCAUAGUCUUUUCUACUUCCAAAAAGAUAGUACGAUUUCGGAAAAGUACAUCUGCCACAAAUGCUGGGGCAUCGACGGAUGAGGUCUUGCUAAACUUAAAUGAUUUCGAUAACAAGCUGGAGAACACCGAUGACAUUAGAUAUGAUACGAUAAGAUUAGAAGGCAGCAAAUUUUCACCGAAAGGUUUAUACUUUCAUGCACAAAGAAGAGAUACAAACACUCAUGUAUUUGCCCUAUUAUUUGAAAAUCCUGUCCACAAUAAAAUAAAGUUCUUAAAUUUUAAAAAACGUGAAUACGUCCAUGAUUCUGUCUGUUUAGGUUUAGGAUUUACGGUGGCCGUUGGAGCGGGAUUGAAAUCAUUCGAGUGGGUCGGCAACAACGUGAAAAUAUCUGAAUUCAAUAGCAAAUUGACUCCUGACAAUAAAUCUGAUAUAUUGACUCUUUCAUUGGGGAAGGAACAUGAUAUUCCCAACAGACUAUAUGCCGGAUAUCGAGAUGGCUCUAUUGUUGUUUUACCGAUAGGACGAGAUUGCAAAUUCCAAUAUGAUCACUUGUCAUACUACAGACUCAAAAAAAUACGAAUGAUUCUGAGUAUCAAAUGUACCGAUAUACCUGGACUAAUAUUUGCAUCUGCUGUCCUGGAGGGUUGUCAGUCCAUUCUCAUGCUCGAUAUGAUGUCGCCUUCAAGGGAGUGUGACAUAGUUGUGUUAAAAACAUCUUUUUUGAAUCUAACAAAGGAACAAGAGUUUUUUGAUGUUACACCAGAUGGGCAUUUUGUUCUAUAUGGUUCUUCAAGUGCAAGGGAGGGGAAGGGUAGUUUUGAGUUAUUUAGUUCGCACUUCAAAGACAAUCUGAUCUUCGAGAAGCAACAAAGAAAAGGCUCUUUUCAGUUGAUUUAUUUUCCAAUAAAAUCUUCAGAAAAAGAGAAAAUUGCAGGUUUAGAUCUUGCAAACAAAAAAAUACGUUGCACAUCAUUUGGAAAUGCUCGAUCCACAGGGAAGAUUAGCAAUUUAACUGACUUCUGUGAUAAAGAGGAGCAAUUCGCAGAACAAUUCACUGAGACCCAUUAUAAAGGUUCUACUCAUCGUUUAGUUCUCAUUCUGGAGGAUACCACACAGCCAUCCGAGUUUUAUUUGCCCCCGAUGACACUCGUAUCGGCAGAUAUUAUGUAA
Messenger RNA from Zygotorulaspora mrakii, 1569 nucleotides. RefSeq lists its product as uncharacterized. Gene Ontology annotation, cellular component: Cul4-RING E3 ubiquitin ligase complex. The record is from RefSeq and is a predicted model, not a curated record. The coding region runs from base 1 to 1569 and encodes 522 amino acids. NCBI's taxonomy places the organism in Eukaryota, Fungi, Ascomycota, Saccharomycetes, Saccharomycetales, Saccharomycetaceae. The transcript has a single exon.